This is a messenger RNA of Dichotomopilus funicola, 2676 nucleotides long. RefSeq lists its product as uncharacterized. The transcript has 5 exons. Gene Ontology annotation, biological process: DNA replication; chromosome segregation; DNA topological change. NCBI's taxonomy places the organism in Eukaryota, Fungi, Ascomycota, Sordariomycetes, Sordariales, Chaetomiaceae. Gene Ontology annotation, cellular component: nucleolus; chromosome. Gene Ontology annotation, molecular function: DNA topoisomerase type I (single strand cut, ATP-independent) activity; DNA binding. The coding region runs from base 1 to 2676 and encodes 891 amino acids. The record is from RefSeq and is a predicted model, not a curated record.
AUGCCUUCCGAUAGCUCGGACGACGAUAUGCCUCUGGCGAAACCAAAGCACGUUUCUGCUGCCACCGUCACAGCUUCCGCUGAUCGAAAAAUGGAUAAAUCCAUCUCCAAGGCGCGCCCCGCGCCCCCGGGCCUCUCAAUUCGCAACGGCCCGAUCGACGAUCGUAUGGACAUCGAUUCCGGACCCAAUGGCACGAUCAAGCGCAAGUCCCGGAACUCGACUGGCCAGACAGUCAAGUACAAAGAAGAGUCGGAUAGCGAUGACGCCGCGCCUUUGGCCAAACGUCAAAAGUCGAAGCAUCUUCCUCCCUCCAUCAAGGACACAGCGACUCUCGAAUCGUCUGACGACGACCAACCUCUUGGAACCAAGAUCGCCCAGAGGAAGGCCGAUAUCGAGAAGGCCGCGGCCAAGGAGGCGAAGGCCAUUCGCGCCGAUGCCAAGGCGAAGAAGGCCACCCCCAGGAAGGCAAUCAAGGACGAGUCCGAUGACGAGCCUCUGGCGAAACCUAAGAAACGCCAGUCCAACGGUGUGACCUCUGCCAAGAAGGCUAAUGGCGUAAAGAAAGAGGACUCGGACUCGGACGCGCCCAUUUCGAAGAAGGCCAAGAAAGCAGCCCCUGUGACAAAGGGGAAGGCAGCUCAAGCGGCGAAGAACGGCAAAGGCGCGGCUAAGGCUGUGAAGGCCGAGUCCAAAGACAAUAGCGAAGGCGAAGAGGAGGAGGAGUACCGAUGGUGGGACGCCCCAAAGAAAGAGGACGACUCGGUCAAAUGGAAUACGCUGGAGCACAGCGGCGUACUUUUCCCUCCUGCCUACGAGCCGCUCCCGAAGAACGUCAAGCUUUACUAUGACGGCCAAGCGGUCAACAUGCACGUCGACGCAGAGGAGGUCGCAACUUUCUUUGGGUCUAUGCUUCACUCGACCCAAAACGUCGAGAACCCCGUCUUUCAGAAGAACUUUUUUGCGGACUUCAAGGACAUUCUAAAGAAGACGGGCGGUGCCAAAACUUCAGACGGCAAGGCCAUCGACAUCAAGGACUUCAAGAAGCUUGAUUUCACCAAGAUUUUUGAGCACUACAAGGCUCUCAGCGACGCCAAGAAAGCUCGUCCAGCUGCCGAGAAGAAAGCUGAGAAAGCGGAGAAGGACGAGGCAGAAGCGCCAUUCAUGUACUGCAAAUGGGAUGGCCGCAAAGAGAAGGUUGGCAACUUCCGCGUCGAACCCCCGGGCCUUUUCCGCGGCCGUGGUGAGCAUCCCAAGACUGGUACCGUCAAGAAGCGUGUCCUCCCCGAACAAGUCACUAUCAACAUUGGCAAGGAUGCGACGGUGCCGACUCCGCCUCCUGGACACAAAUGGAAGGCCGUUCAGCACGACAACAAGGCCACUUGGUUGGCCAUGUGGCAGGAGAACGUCAACGGGAACUACAAGUACGUGAUGCUGGCGGCCAACAGUACCGUCAAAGGUCAAGCCGAUUUCAAGAAGUUCGAGAAGGCACGCGAGCUCAAGAAGCACAUUGACCGCAUCCGCUCUGAUUACACCCGGGAGCUCAAGAGCGAGGUGAUGGCAGAUCGGCAGCGUGCCACUGCCAUGUACCUGAUCGACAAGUUCGCUCUGAGAGCUGGCAAUGAGAAGGACACGGAGAACGAGGCCGAGACUGUCGGUUGCUGCUCUUUGAAAUUUGAGCACGUCACGCUUCGAGAGCCCAGCACUGUCAUCUUUGAUUUCUUGGGUAAAGACAGUAUCCGUUUCUACAACGAGUUCUCCGUCGACCGCCAGGUCUUCAAGAAUCUCAAGAUGUUCAAGAAGGCACCCAAGGAGGACGGAGAUGACAUUUUCGACCGACUCAACACUUCUCAAUUAAACAAGCAUCUCUCGAGUUACAUGCAGGGACUGACGGCGAAGGUGUUUCGUACCUACAAUGCCUCCUGGACCAUGUCGCAGCUUCUUCAAAAGCUGAAGGUCGAAGACAGGACCAUCCCCGAGAAGAUCAAGCUCUACAACGAUUGCAAUCGCGAAGUCGCCAUUCUCUGCAACCACAAGCGGACUGUUGGUGCCGGCCAUGAAGCACAAAUGGAAAAGCUGGGUGACCGCAUCAAGGGCCUGAAGUAUCAAAAGUGGCGCAGCAAGAUGAUGAUGCUCGACUUGGACCCGAAGCUGAAGAAGAAGAAGGGCGCCGAGUUCUUCGAACUUGAUCCGGAGCUGGACCAAGAAUGGAUCGAGCAGCAUCAGCAGUUCCUUGCGAAGGAGUUGAAGGAGAAAAUUGAGAAGAAGUUUGAGAAGGACAACGAAAAGUUGGUGGCUGAAAAGAAGAGCAAGCUCCCAGCCAAGGAACUCAAGGAACGCCUGAAGGCUGUCUCGGAGCUCGAGGCCAAGCACAAAAAGGAGAACAGAACCAAGAAGGUCGAGGCUGACGGCAGGGGCGCUAGCGUCGAGAAGCUCACCACUGCGAUUGAAAAGCUGGAUGAUCGCAUCAGGACACUCGAGAUGCAGUCUGCAGACCGUGAGGGCAACAAGGAGGUUGCCCUGGGCACAUCCAAGAUCAACUACAUCGACCCCCGUCUCACCGUCGUCUUCUCCGCGAAGUUCGAGGUUCCGAUUGAGAAAUUCUUCUCCAAGACCCUCCGCGACAAGUUCAACUGGGCCAUCCAGUCUGUCGGAGACGACGAUACCUGGGAAUUCUAA